This is a messenger RNA of Pocillopora damicornis (cauliflower coral), 2284 nucleotides long. RefSeq names its product ribitol-5-phosphate xylosyltransferase 1. Lineage: Eukaryota; Metazoa; Cnidaria; Anthozoa; Scleractinia; Pocilloporidae. The record is from RefSeq and is a predicted model, not a curated record. Gene Ontology annotation, molecular function: ribitol beta-1,4-xylosyltransferase activity. Gene Ontology annotation, biological process: protein O-linked glycosylation via mannose. Gene Ontology annotation, cellular component: Golgi apparatus.
CGCAAUGGAACGUCUAGUAAACAUGGCGGACGAGCUCAUCAAAUGCUGAAGAGUUUAAGAUGCAAAAUUUUAGCCCUUCUUGUGGCUUCUAUUUACACGAUCCUUACCAUUUAUGCACUUCAGGUGCUUCUAGUAAGCGAGAACCAGAAGAGACAUCCCAAAGGACUUGUGAUCACUUCUCAGUCGCCCGCGACUUUCUACCGUGUUCCUAGAAAAGCUCCUCAAUAUCGACAAAAGAAUUUGGUUGAGGUUGAAAUCUGGGGUAAAGCUGCGAUCGGGCUUUAUUUAUGGGAGCAUAUUCUUGAGGGGCCCUUAGAGGAAAGACUUGGUGGAGCAUGGCGCUACGGCGAAAAGCAAAUUCAGAAUAUCAAGUUCAUAUUUCGGACUGGACCAUGGGUGGUACCAAAUAAUGUUCCACAACAAACCAAGAGUCUUGUGCUCGUUAUCAACGGACGAGAAUCGAAAAAAGUGGAAUUUGCAAAGGCAUGGCUUCACUCUCUUCAAGAUUUUCCGCAUCUUCAAAACAUAGGGGUUGUUCUCUUGGGAAACGAACGCUGUGAGAAUGACUGGUUAUAUUCCUACAUGAAAAAUAAUGGAGGUCACGUGACAUUUGCCUUCAUUGUCUAUGAUAUCGCUUACGCAGAUUCUGAAAUCUAUUUCCAGUGGCCUCUGGGAGUAGCCACUUAUAGAAAUUUCCCAAAUGUUCCAUUUCUUUCCAUUGAUGUUCAGAAACCUCGUAAAUUUAAGUGUAACUUUUUAGGAACUGUUUAUCCAAACUCUUCUCGAGUAGUGUUGCAGACAGUGAUAAAGAAGUUUAACCUUGAGGAUGAGUGUUUUAUGAAGACUAGAGACACUUGGUCACCGGGUGAAAGUUCACAAUCAGCCAAUGACUAUCACUAUGCUCUAGCUAACAGCGACUUGACUCUUAAUCCAGUGGGAAUGAAUACAGAAUGUUAUCGCAUAUAUGAAGCUUGUUCCUAUGGAUCCGUUCCUGUCAUUGAAGAUGUUGUCACACCUGGCCAUUGUCGGAAAGGAAAUGAAUUUCCACUACAACUGUUAAAGAAAUUCAAGGCCCCAUUCAUUUAUGUAAAAGACUGGAACGAGUUACCAAUGAUCAUUGAAAAGGAGAAGAAUUUAACUCACAAUGAUGUCGUUAAAAGGCGAAAAAAAGUGUUAUUGUGGUACAAAAUGUUUAAGGAAACCAUGAGGGACAAAUUUGUUGAGACUAUACAACAAAACUUUGCUGCAUAAAGUGUUAAAUAAUUUUUGUAAUUUGACAUGUGCAAUGUAUGUAUACCUGUAUUUCUUUUUUUCCUUUUUUUCAUUUAACCUCAUCACUCCCAAGAUCUCUUUAGAAGUUUUCCUUACUGUCUGCCAUACAAUUCCUAUGAUGUCAGUUUUGAGGAUUUGGUAUCAGAUCGGCUAAUAAUCCACUGAAUCAGUAAUUGAUAUUUUUCUCUAUUCCCAUAACUUUUCUGCUUGAUAUUGUAUUGAUAUUGUGGGGAGAAAUUCUGUCUUGGUCACUCGUGGGAGUUAAAGUAUUAAGGAUAGAGUGCUGGGGUGUCAUUUAUCAGAGGUUGGUGAAUUUGACUACGAGGCACAAUUCUCAAGCCAAGUUGCCUUGAGGUGUAGAGAAUGUUUUCAUUUUGAUGAAGGGCUAACAUUUGAAAUGCCAGUGUUAGGAAUUCUUUAUGGUAGCAAGCUUAUAUUUAUUUAUCAACUCACCUAAUUAUCUCAUGAUAACUCUAGCGACUCAGCUCCACAGGUUUUAGAAACUUACCCCCUCUUACAACAAACAUUUUGGAAGGGACAUAAUCAAGUGAACAUGAUACCACAAUACCACAUUUCUAUGGAUCAAUAGGUAGAAUAGCUAAAAACAAACCAUUGUUUCCUCUGUUUUUUGCUUUAUUUUUGCUAAAUAAGGUAAUAGAGAAUAUCACUAUUCCACACAGAAAAUGUAUUUUAAAGACAGACCUUUCUUGUUUAAACCAAUUUACAUUGGACGUAUUCAGUCACAUGACACUGGUCAUAGUAGCAUGCAUGUGUCAUAUCACUUGCCUUUCACCCUUUGGAGCAGUGUUCCCUUGAGUACUAAGAAAACUGCUUAGCCCUUAACACCCUAAAAGUGACCAUUGUGUAAUUUCUCAUUUCACAGUUUUACUGUGGAAUCAUUCAUUGAGAUCAUGAGUAUAAAGUAAAUGAUCACCAGCCUAAGAAACAUUGAUUGUUGAAUAGAUUCUCCUUGUCCGUUUCAAAGAAAAUGUACAGAAAAGAGUAUGGAGAA